AUGCGGCCCUCAGCUGCGAGAUACUCAUGUUCAGUGAAUCACUGCGACUCAUUCAGCGAAGACAUGGUAGAAGAAGCUCCAGCUGCAGCCCCCGCUAAGGCCCCGGCCAAGGCCCCCAAGAAGAAGUCCGCUCCCCGGCCCAAGAAGGAUGGACCUACCCUCCCGAAGCUCAUCGUCGACGCCGUUGCUGAGUCCAAGGAGCGUAAAGGGAUGUCUCUGUCUGCCAUCAAGAAGGUUAUGGGCGCUAAGGGGAUCGACGUCGUCAAGGCAAACAAGCGCAUCAACACCGCUGUGACCAAGCUGGUGUCUAAGGGAGUUCUCGCCCAGACCAAAGGCACCGGAGCUUCCGGAUCCUUCAAGUUGACAAAGGAGCCCAAGGCUGUCAAGCCCAAGAAGAAGGUAGUGAAGAAAGCUCCAGCUAAGGCCAAGAAGCCCGCUGCAGCAAAGAAAGCGUCUCCCAAAAAGAAGCCAGCAGCCAAGAAACCUGUAGCCAAGAAGUCUCCCAAGAAGGCAGCAGCCAAGAAGGCACCGGCAAAGAAAGCAGCGAAGAAACCUGCAGCAAAGAAGUCUCCUAAGAAGGCUGCCCCCAAGAAAGUAGCGAAGAAGCCAGCUGCCAAGAAAGCUCCAGCUAAGAAGGCAGCACCCAAGAAGGCAAAGAAGUAA
Molecule: messenger RNA, 663 nt
Organism: Xyrichtys novacula (pearly razorfish)
Lineage: Eukaryota; Metazoa; Chordata; Actinopteri; Labriformes; Labridae
Source: the annotation of a GenBank genome assembly